Messenger RNA from Eutrema salsugineum, 1974 nucleotides. RefSeq names its product L-type lectin-domain containing receptor kinase IX.1. Gene Ontology annotation, cellular component: plasma membrane. Gene Ontology annotation, biological process: protein phosphorylation. The record is from RefSeq and is a predicted model, not a curated record. Gene Ontology annotation, molecular function: ATP binding; carbohydrate binding; protein kinase activity. Lineage: Eukaryota; Viridiplantae; Streptophyta; Magnoliopsida; Brassicales; Brassicaceae.
UCCUCCAAAUUAAUGGCCAACUCAAUCCUCUUCUUUUCCUUUGUUUCGGUUCUCCCUUUUGUAUGUUCAGUUCAGUUUAACAUAUCUCGUUUUAGGUCUUCUGAUUCUGAAAUAGCAUACCAAGGAGAUGCAAAAGCAAACGGCGCUGUUGAGCUUACAAACAAGGACUACACAUGCCGUGCUGGUUGGGCUACUUAUGGUAAGAAGAUUCCUUUAUGGGAUCCACAGAUCGGUAAGCCUUCUGAUUUCACUACCCGCUUCUCCUUCAGAAUUGAUACUCGAAGUGUUGAUUACGGUAACUACGGUCAUGGGCUCGCUUUCUUUCUAGCUCCUGCUGGGAUCCAGUUGCCUCCCAACUCAGCUGGUGGUUUCUUGGGCCUGUUCAAUGAAACCAACGUUAAAUCUUCUUCUUUCUCACUCGUUCAUGUCGAAUUCGACACUUAUAGUAAUUCAGAUUGGGAUCCUACCGACGUGAGAUCUCAUGUGGGAAUCAACAACAACUCUCUUGAAUCAUCCAACUACACUUCUUGGAAUGCAUCCUCACAUAACCAAGAUAUUGGCCGUGUACUGAUCUUUUAUGAUUCCUCUAGCAGAAACCUGAGCGUCUCUUGGACUUACGACUUAACAUCUGAUCCUCUGGAGAGCUCAAGCCUAUCUUACAUCAUUGAUCUUUCAAAGGUACUUCCAUCAGAAGUAACGAUUGGGUUUUCUGCGACAUCUGGAGGGGUCACCGAGGGAAAUAGACUUAUUUCAUGGGAGUUUAGCUCAAGCCUGGAGCUGACAGAUAUAAAGAAACGUCAAAGGGACAGGAAGGGGAUGAUAAUUGGUAUUUCAGUUUCUUGUUUUGUUUUCUUUACCUUUUUCAUUGUCUCGCUCGUCGUCUUCUUGAAACGGAAGCAGAGGAAGAAGAAAGCAGAGGAGAGAGCAAAUCUGAUAUCGAUAAAUGAAGAUCUAGAAAGAGGAGCAGGGCCAAGAAAGUUUUCUUAUAAAGAUCUUGCAUCAGCUGCACACUUCUCAGAUGAUAGGAAGCUAGGGGAAGGAGGGUUUGGAGCGGUUUAUAAAGGCUACUUGAAUGGCUUAGAUAUGAUGGUUGCGAUAAAGAAGUUUGCGGGCGGGUCUAAGCAGGGCAAAAGAGAGUUCAUAACGGAAGUGAAGAUUAUUAGCAGCUUGAGGCAUCGAAACCUCGUGCAACUCAUUGGUUGGUGUCAUGAGAAAGAUGAGUUUCUAAUGAUCUACGAGUUCAUGCCAAAUGGUAGCCUCGACGCUCACUUAUUUGGUAAAAAGCCGCAUCUCGCUUGGCCUGUGAGGUGCAAGAUAACUCUCGGAAUAGCAUCUGCUCUGCUUUAUCUCCACGAGGAGUGGGAGCAAUGUGUUGUGCACAGAGACAUCAAGGCGAGUAAUGUGAUGCUUGACUCCAAUUUUAAUGCCAGGCUCGGUGAUUUCGGGUUGGCUAGAUUGAUGGACCACGAGCUGGGUCCUCAGACAACAGGGCUAGCAGGAACGUUUGGUUACAUGGCUCCUGAGUACAUAAGCACCGGAAGGGCCAGCAAAGAAUCUGAUGUUUAUAGCUUUGGAGUGGUUACAUUAGAGAUUGUAACAGGAAGAAAAUCUGUUGAUCCAAGACAAGGAAGAGUGGAGCCUGAAACAAGCCUUGUAGAGAAAGUGUGGGAUUUGUAUGGGAAAGGUCAAGUGAUCACAGCUGUCGAUGAGAAACUCGGGAUCGAUAAUGGUUUCGACAAGAAGCAAGCCGAGUGUCUUAUGGUUGUAGGGUUAUGGUGUGCUCAUCCUGAUAGAAACUCAAGGCCUUCGAUAAAACAAGCGAUCCAAGUCUUGAAUCUUGAAGCACCAUUGCCUCAUCUUCCGAGCAAAAUGCCUGUUGCUACUUAUCAUGUCUCAUCAUCGUCGAGUAAUAGUGCGUCGGUUGGUUCUGUUGGAGCUACUGCAACGUUUUCAAGUGCUCAACUUGGUCGUUGA